Molecule: messenger RNA, 1880 nt
Organism: Labeo rohita (rohu)
Lineage: Eukaryota; Metazoa; Chordata; Actinopteri; Cypriniformes; Cyprinidae
Gene: cidec
Product: cell death inducing DFFA like effector c
Exons: 7
Coding region: 151-870 (239 amino acids)
Biological process (GO): apoptotic process; regulation of apoptotic process
Source: RefSeq, a predicted model, not a curated record
AAGGUGAAAAAAUGAGUUUUGCAAUGAUACUCCAAAGCAACGAACAGACCAGACACACAGAUUUACUGUAAAUACGGAACAAUACCAGAAAACAAAACGGAUCCACAAAGCUUGCGUUUUAAGGUUACUGGAGCUAUACUAUUCAUUACAAUGGAAAAUGCCAAGAAAUCCCUUGAUGUGUUCUCAACCUCCCUGUCAAAAUGCAUUUCAGCCUGUGGAUCUGUGACACAGCAGCUUUUACCACGCUGGCCUCAGCACUCCAGACCCUUUCGGGUCGUCAACUCUGAUCACUCCGUUAAGAAAGGCAUCAUGGUAAAUAACCUGGAAGACCUACGGAACAAGGUGAUGGAUGUAUUCCACAUGCACUGUGUCAGUGCUUUUGUGUUGGAUGAGGAUGGAACUGGAGUGGAUACAGAGGAUUUUUUUCAGACCUUAAAAGAAAACACUGUCAUCAUGGUCUUAGGGGAAGGACAGAAGUGGGCUCCACAGCAGAGACACCUUCCAGGUCAAAAGAAAGUAGAAAGGAAACAUACAACCAAGAGUGAUCCUGGAUGUAGCUGGAAAAAACCAAGAAAAGACGUUGCCAAACUCACUUUCGAUCUUUACAAAAACCACCCACAGGAUUUUAUUGGCUGCCUAAAUGUGCAGGCAACCUUGUAUGGAAUGUACUCUGUUUCAUAUGAUUUGCAGUGCUAUAAGGCAAAGAGAAUGCUAAGGGAAGUCCUAAAAUGGACACUCUUCACUAUGCAGACUACUGGCCAUAUUCUAGUAGGAACUUCAUGUUAUAUUCAGCAUCUUAUUGAUGAGGACGAAAAAACAGAGGCACAGCUAAUAUCGCCUGCAUGUUUCAUCAAGGAGUUACAACAUUAAAUGCUGGUGUUUCAUUGCUUGCGCAAACUAACAAGAGUACACUUCUUGUAGAUCUAAAGCAUAUUUGUGAGUUAUUUACUUCUGUGUAAACAGCAAAAUGUACAUUUAAAUUGUGCACAUCAUUUUAUAUUUUACUCCUAGUGUAUUUCUAUGUAUUUCUUGAUUAAACAUUUCAUGUACACUGCCCUCAAAAAGUUUGGAAACACCCCUGGCAAAGUGUGGUUCUGGACGAUAUCAGAAAUCCUUAUCAUUUUUUGGUGCAAAUACAUUAAAGUAACUUGACAUUAUCAUUGAAGACCAGCAAUGAUAUUUUUUUUAUUUUGAUUACAUAAUAAUGACAAUAUAUACAUGUCAAAGUCAGACAUGCCCCUUUGCCAGCUGUGAUGCCUGGUUACUGGUUUAAACUUGGCCCAGGUUUUUAAAACAUUUUUGGGUCAGCACACCGUAAUAGCUUCAACAAGUGAUUGCCAUUUAAGCUUAGAAUACAAUGAAUUUAGGCCCAGAUUAUGCAGAGCUGUAAUAGCUGCUAAUGGUGGAUAUGUUGAUUAAUUGAAAAUUUAAGUUUUUUCUAUGUAUAAACUGUUUAUAUAAUUAAAUAUGUUUUCAUAGUUUGUGUUGUCCCUUAUCAAUGCAAAAUUAUCACAAAUUAAAAAGGAUUCAUGCCAAUAUUGUCCAAACCCCCACUUUUCUAGGGCAUUUCCAAACUUUUGGAGGGCAGUGUAUUAAAAUUAGAUUUGUCAAAAUGAAUGGCGUUAACACAUACAGUAUACAGUAAGUACUUUUUUUGUUUGUUUGUUUAUUAAUUUAAUGUUUAAUGUUAUUUCAUUUAAUUUUGCCAAAUUAUAAUUUCCAUCCUCACAAAACUGUAAACCCAACUCUUACGUAUACUGUAUUUUUUGUUAUAUUAAAAAAAUUGAUUAAUCUACCACUGCACCUAAACUACAAUAAAUAAAGAUAUUAGCUGCAUUUAAUCAAUUGACAGCCCUAUUAAAAUGGUUCACUUUUUCAAA